Molecule: messenger RNA, 5177 nt
Organism: Microplitis demolitor
Lineage: Eukaryota; Metazoa; Arthropoda; Insecta; Hymenoptera; Braconidae
Gene: pdm3
Product: POU domain, class 6, transcription factor 2
Exons: 13
Coding region: 790-3144 (784 amino acids)
Biological process (GO): regulation of transcription by RNA polymerase II
Molecular function (GO): DNA-binding transcription factor activity, RNA polymerase II-specific; RNA polymerase II cis-regulatory region sequence-specific DNA binding
Source: RefSeq, a predicted model, not a curated record
GGUUCUUUAUAAUAUCGCGGGUUUUUUUAAAUUUUGCGCGGGUAAUUUUUAAACACUUGUCCAUUCAACAUAACGCGCAACGUGACUUACACGCUUUUAUUAUUACAAUUAAAAUAAUACGACAAUAAUAAUAAUAAUAAUAAUAUUAUUAUUAUUUUUAAAAAAAUAAUACUGUGACUGUGUCGAUGUCUCGAUAUUUAAAUAAAUUAUUUUAAAAAUAAUAUAAAACGAGACUGUAAUUUUAUUUGGGUGAGUGAGCUGUCAGGUGUAUUGCUGUGCAUUUAAAGGAUUUAAUUGAUAAAGAAAUAUAACGUGAAAUAUAAGAAUUGAAUUUUAAACGCAGUAUAAAUAAUAAUAAUAACAAUAAUAAUAAUCACUUGGUGAUAAUUGACAAUUGAAAUAACAUAAGUGUGUUAAUAUAAAUGUAUAUAUUUAUAUAUAUAAAUUAAAUUAAACGCAAGUGACAGUGACAUUGCAAAGAUUGUUUUAGUUACGCAUUGUACAAACACUGUUUUGAAUUUACAGUACGAUAAUAAUAAUUAUUUUAAUUAUUAUUUAUUUUAAAAAAAAAAUAUAUAUAUAUAUAUAUAUAAAUCGAAGGAAUGGAAUAUGUGUUUGUAAUUUAUUUGAAAGAUAUAUCGUCAAGUUACCAGAGGGUUCGGGGUUGAUUGAUAAGCGAAGGUGGAGGUUUGUUGUAAUAAAUUAGCAAAAACGGAGCCGGUCAAAACGGAGCGGGGAUUUUCAUUUUGGAGCGAUGACGUGACUAGUGAAACGUGCAGAAAUUUGUUUAUGUUUGGGACGUAUUCGCACAAUAAUAAUAACAAUAGUGCUAGUAAUAAUAAUAUUAAUGUUAAUGUUGGUAAUAAUGAUAAUGAUAAUGAUAUAAGUAAUAGUAAUUAUAAUAGUAGGAGUAAUAAUAAUAAGAAUAAUAAUAAUAAUAAUAACGACUGUGGUAAUAAUAAUUUAGAUAUUAAUUUAUCUGAUGCUCGAGGAUCGAACGACGUUAAUACAAGAGAUCCACACAUCGAGGAAACGAAAAAAUUACUAGGCAUUCAUACAGACCACGAGUCAUCGGGAUGCUCGGCUGACAUGGCAGAGGGUUCUGCUGAAGAGGAACAAAGCAGUACCGCAGCCCCGGCAUCGCCGCCCGCGGAUCUACGUACAAUAAAUACCCACUUAUCGCCAUCGUACCGACGUCUUCAGCCGCCUCAGUCCCAGUCCCAGGCACCUCAGUCUCAGCACCAGCAGACCCACCAUCGUCCUUACGCAAACAUGUUGGCCACUGCGGUACCCAUGAGACAUAACUACAGCAUGCUGUCACACGUUAAGACCGAGGCCGCGGACAUCGAUCCUCCCUGCGACGUUCCAUUGAAUCUCAAGAGUGAGGAAAGUGAUCGAAGCAGUACCGGAAGUCCAGAACCAGCAUCGGGUGUCCUCCAUGAGCACCAUAUGCUCAUGGAGGGACUCAAAAACUCACGAAAAAGACGACGAAGUACGUCGCCGGAAAACAUGACCCAUUCCAAAUUUCCCCGAUCAGAUUCACACUUAAAUGGUACCAUGGCAGGAAUGGUAACCCUGCAAAAUUUACAAAAUUUAGCAAACAUGCAGCAAAACUUACCGCAAGUGGCAUCUCUGGCAGCUGGACUACAAGCCGGAAUGUCCAGCGGGUUAUCAAAUAAUCAAAUGAUCAAUACUCCUUUAAAUUUAACAGUCAGUGCAUCAGGAGGAACUGCACCAACGCCCUCUAGCACGACGUCAUCGCCGCAUCUUCUACCGUCAAGCUCAGCCCCGAUGGCAACGCUACCCCAAUUACUGUCCCAACAUCAGCCAGUGUCAAUGCCUCAAUUUAUUUUAACCUCAGGUCAACUGGUCCAAGGGAUCCAGGGCGCCCAACUAUUCAUUCCGACCUCCCAAGGACUCGUUACGCAAACGAUACUCACUAUUCCAGUAAACCAUGUGACGAAUAAUCAAAUGGUCAACCUGGCGCUCAGUAAUGGCCAAGUUGUUUCGACAACUCUUGCAAAUCUUCAGUCGAUCGCACAACCUCAGAACCUUAUGAACACAUCAACGAGUAAUGUGCCAACGAGUCAAAGUCUUGCAUCGGGAUUGGGUUUGAACCCAGCGUCAUUGCCUCACUUACUAGGCAAUAAUUCAGCAAGUCAACAGUUACUCAAUGCCAUGCAACCGCAACAGCUUCUGCAAGCUGCGCAAGCGGCACAAGCUCAAGCUGCCCAGGCUGCCCAAGCUGCUCAGGCAUCACAACAACCUCUGCUUGCUACGUCACCGCAACACCAGCACAGCCAUCGGCAUACCUCACACCUCAACCACUACCAGCAAACCUCUGAUAAACAUCAUCGAGAAAGACCAGAACAGUCCUCGCCUUUAAACAAUUCAGCGGUUUCAGCCGCGUCGGCUCUCAACAGACUGGCGGCAACAAAUGGGGAAAUAACAAUAACGACAACUCAUGGUCCAGGUAAUGCUGGGAUGAAGUUGUCACCUGGUAGCAGGCUCAGUCCUAAGGAAGACGAUGACGAUUUACUCAGUGAUUCUCCGAAUCAACCGACAAUCAAUGAAGCUACGAAUAACGUCGUGGAUGGAAUCAACUUAGAUGAGAUUAAGGAGUUUGCCAAGGCAUUUAAACUUCGACGAUUGUCUCUGGGAUUGACGCAAACUCAAGUUGGACAGGCACUCAGUAUCACUGAAGGGCCCGCGUACAGUCAGAGCGCAAUAUGCAGUGCCCUGGCUACCCAGAUGUACGCUGCCUCGCAGAUUGCCUCUCAGCAGCAAGCUAUGUUUGAAAAAUUGGAUAUUACGCCCAAGAGCGCGCAGAAAAUAAAACCGGUACUUGCGAGGUGGAUGAAAGAAGCCGAAGAGAGUGUUUAUGAUUAUAGGUAUAAAAGCGGUGCCAAUAAUCUUACGGAAUUUAUUGGAGUCGAGCCAAGCAAAAAACGAAAACGGCGGACAUCGUUUACUCCACAGGCUUUGGAACUUCUCAAUGCACAUUUUGAUAAAAAUACACAUCCGACUGGUAAUGAAAUAACAACACUGGCACAACAAUUGGGGUACGAAAGAGAAGUGAUAAGAAUUUGGUUCUGCAACAAACGGCAAGCAUUGAAAAAUACCGUGCGGAUGAUGUCUAAAUAAAUAUUCAAAGACUGGAAUUAAUUUUAAUAAUAAUAAUAAAUAAAGACAAUUAAUAAAAAAUAAAAAUGGUGAAUGUUGUAACGCUACGUGAUAACGACAUGGAUAAAAUGCGCGGAUGACAAUGGACAUUUAAUUGAAUUAAAAAUAAUAACAAUAAAUAAAUGAAUUAAUUAAUAAAUUAAUUAAGAUGGAAUCAUCCCGCCGAGGCUGUGGCAUGUCAGCAAUCUUACGAUUACGAACUAUGACUUCUUUGCGUCUAAGUAUUUGCCUAUGCUAAACAAAUAUAAUAAUAAUAUUAAUUUUAAUAAUUAUAAUAAUAAAAAUAAUAAUAACGAUAAUGAUUAAUAACCAUCACAAAAAAAGUAUAAUUGUAUUACUUUUGACGGCAAUUGUGAUUAUAAAACGUAUACGCGUGUAUUAUGUGUAAAUAGUUUUAUGACUUACGACUUAUGAUUCGUAUGAGUAGAUUUAGAAGUAUGUUUUAAUUAUAAUUAUUAUAAUAAUUACUAUUAAAUUAAUAAUAAUAAUGAUAAUGAUGAUGAAGAUAAAAAUGACAAGUAUUUAUUAUCAACUUGUUGCUUCUAAGGUGAUACCAAAUGACGGCUUGGAAAAAAUACUAAGAUAUGAUCAUAUAUUGUAGAUUUGAUCAUUUAAGACUUUAAGUAACAUCAGAUAUAAUCACAUACGAUCACAUAUAAUCAUAAAUAUUCACAUAUGAUUAUAAAUGUUCAUGUAUGAUCACAUACGUCCACAUAUAAUCAUAUAUGAUCACAUAUAUUCAUAUAUGAUCAUACACGUUCACAUAUGAACAUAUGAUCCUACACAUUCAUAUAUGAUCACAUAUAAUCAUAUAUGACCACACAUGAUUAUAUACGUUCACAUAAGAUCACAUACGUUCACAUGUGAUCGCAGAUGACUAUAGAUGUUGACAUAUGAUGUUUAUAUAUGAUCAUACAUAUUCAUACAUGAUCACAUAUGGUCAUAUAUGAUCAUACAUAUUCAUAUAUGAUCACAUAUGUUUAUAUAUGAUCAUACAUGUUCAUAUAUGAUCAUACAUAUUCAUACAUGAUCACAUAUGGUCAUAUAUGAUCAUACAUGUCCAGAUAUGUUCACAUAUGAUCAUAGAUAUUCAUAUAUAAUCACAUAAGAUCCCAUAUGUUCAUGUAUGAUCACAUAUGACCAUAUAUGACCACAUAUGAUCAUAUAUGACCAUAUAUGAUUGUACAUAUUCAUAUAUGAUCACAUAUAUUGAUAGAUGGUCGUAUCUGUUUAUAUAUGAUCUAAAUUUACUAAUGAUGCAUAAAUUCAUAUAUGACGAUAUCGAAAUAUUUUUUCCUGGGGAAUUGUGUCAAAAUUAUUUUUAUUUAUUUGUAUAUUUGAAAAUGAACUUUAGUUUAAAAUGCACGUGAGCAAAAAAAAUCGAAUUAUAAGUUUUUUAUAAUUUCUUUAAAAUUAAAAACAAUUCAGGGUAUUAGAUUUUAUUGUGAAAAAUUAAUUUAGAUUAUUUUUGGGCGGAUGCUCAGUGCUGUAAGAUGGAUAAAAGAUAAAACGCAAUGCGUCGAUUUGGGUAUCAAUUUUACGACGUCCAGGCUCAAAGACUCUCUAGAAUUAUUACGCCAACAUAUGAGUUAAUAAUAUGAAAAUAAAGUAUAUUAAUAAUAAUAAUAAAAUAAUAAAUAAAAAAUAUUUAAGUAUUGAUUAAAAAAUAUAAAUAGUAAGGUAUAAAAGCGCAAUAACUUCUGUGAAAGUAUAUUAUAUUACUAUAUUAAAAUUUCCUUUUCACGCACUAUUAAUCAUCUACUAAAUCUCUAUUCAACAUAAAAAAUAAAGAAAAUUAAAUAAAACUAACAAGGACGAUGAUAUGUGAACAAAAUAAAUAAAUAAAAUUUAAAUAAAUUUACGAAGCUAGUCCAAAACAACAAUCUGCCAUACGAUUUAACAUUUCUUUACCUCCUUAAUCAUUUUAUUGUUACUAAAUAAUAAUAAUAAUAAUAAUAAUACUAAUAAUAAUAAUAAUAAUAAUAAUAAUUAUA